UUAUAGUUACCAUUUUUCAACGAAACAUUUCCCACAAAGAACACUCUAGCAAGAAAAAAGAUAUUUGCAGUGACGUUAACACAAGCAAUAGCCAGUAGCAAGUAAGAAGAGUAACAUCACAAUGUUGAUAACAGCAAAACCCACUCAAUUUCAACUACGGUUACCAUUCCCACCAUCAACUAAACGAACAACCUUCAACCCUAGAAGAACCAUCAUUCUCAACAACAACAACGAAGAUACCAGCAACAACAACACCGCAUCUUCUUACCCACCGAUGCGUAUAAAGAAGAACCUCCAUCGUAAACUCUACCCCGGAGAAACCAUCGGAAUCACCGAAGAGAUGAGGUUCAUCGCCAUGCGCCUUCGAAACGACACCGUUUUCACUCCCGAAACUACUUCUACUGUACAAGACGAUAAAGACCGAGUUCCUGACAUGUGGCAUCCUUCCAUGGAAGGCUUUAUCCGAUUCUUGGUUGAUAAUCAACUCCUUUUCGCCACGCUCGAACGCAUUGUUGAUGAUUCCGAUAACGUUUCCGUUGUCUACUUUAGAAAAACUAGAUUGGAAAGAUCAGAAGGGAUUAAGAAGGAUCUAGAAUGGUUGAAGGAAGAUGGUGCUGAGAUUCCCAAUCCAAGUUCUCCUGGGAUAACAUAUGCAAAAUAUUUGGAGGAACUUGCGGAAAGAAGCACGCCUUUGUUUCUCUCCCAUUUCUACAAUAUCCAUUUUUCUCAUAUAUCUGCUGGCCAGGUUAUUACAAAGCAGGUUUCUGAAAAACUCCUGGAAGGUAAGGAGCUGGAGUUCUGCAAAUGGGAAGGAGAUGUACAGGAAUUGCUGAAAGAUGUACGAGAGAAGCUUAACGUGCUUUCAGAGCAUUGGCCUCGAGAUGUAAAAAAGAAAUGUUUAGCAGAAACAAGAAAGUCAUUCCGGUUUUUGGAGCAGAUUGUUCGUUUGAUCAUCUUGUGAAGAUGCUGGUUGGUUCUCAGUUUUUUUGUUCGUAGGACUGACUUUUUUUUAUGGUAAGCCUUCUAAAAACAUAUUCUUCCUUUAACUUUUAAACUCAGUGGUUUUGAGUGAUAGAGGAUCAGGAACGGUCAUCUCAAAUGUCUGAUGUAUACUAUGAUAAUUUAUUAUUCUAUUCUUAAGCAACAUAUACAAGUGAUAUUUUAUGCUUCACUAUAUGCUGCUGAAAAGUGGUCAAGGGUCGAGGCAUGUCGUGAUGUAGGAUAGUGGGCAGUUUGUGGGCGUUAACUGUAGCUUGGCAACCGUUUUUGUUACAGCAAAUAUUGAUGUUGCGGCAUCUCACUUUUUCCAGCAAUUUCAAUGUUUUCCCCAAAGUUUCCAGGACCUGGUUACAUCUCUUAUAGAUUUUUCGAUCCUUAUUGAUAUAGACUUUAAUGGUUAAGCCAGGGUAUAGGAAUGCUGUAAUUUGAAGGCUUUUGAGUAUGUAAAAUCACUGGAGCCAUUAGUUGCUGUCAUAUGGAUCCCCUCUAUUUGUAUUUCUUAACUGUCACUCUUUAUUAUCACAUGCAUACUCCAUUUUUUGGGUUUGA
This is a messenger RNA of Vicia villosa (hairy vetch), 1548 nucleotides long. RefSeq names its product probable inactive heme oxygenase 2, chloroplastic. The record is from RefSeq and is a predicted model, not a curated record. Bases 122 to 961 code for a protein of 279 amino acids. NCBI's taxonomy places the organism in Eukaryota, Viridiplantae, Streptophyta, Magnoliopsida, Fabales, Fabaceae. The transcript has 4 exons. Gene Ontology annotation, molecular function: heme oxygenase (decyclizing) activity. Gene Ontology annotation, biological process: phytochromobilin biosynthetic process; heme oxidation.